Trifolium pratense (red clover) is the source of this 2759-nucleotide messenger RNA. RefSeq names its product kinesin-like protein KIN-8A. Gene Ontology annotation, molecular function: ATP binding; microtubule motor activity; microtubule binding. The coding region runs from base 286 to 2256 and encodes 656 amino acids. NCBI's taxonomy places the organism in Eukaryota, Viridiplantae, Streptophyta, Magnoliopsida, Fabales, Fabaceae. The transcript is spliced from 7 exons. Gene Ontology annotation, biological process: microtubule-based movement; circadian rhythm. The record is from RefSeq and is a predicted model, not a curated record.
GUUUUACGAUUAUGGGUCACACUUGACCGUUACAUACGAACAAUUCAAUUCAAUACUGAUACUAACCAGUAACGAUAAUUUUCUUUUUUUCUCCUCUUCCACAGACACUUUCCAAUUUCAUUUUCUAAAUCUAUUUCAUUUAGCGGAAAUUUCAAUCGCCAACAACACUCUCUGAGAUCGAUCGUGUAACAAUCACAAAAACGAGCUUUUAAAACCUAAAUCUCAACUCAUCGAUUCAACCAAACUCUUCAACUUGAUGAACAAAUUUCAACAAGAAACAUUACAAUGCCAGUUUCAACUCGAUCUCACACAAAGAACAAUGCAAACCCUAAUCAACAACAACAACAACCACAUCAAAGUUUAAAGGAGAAAUUGAAAGCCCUAACACUGUUAUACGAGCAACACAACCUCAAGAACCGUUCUUUUAAGCCAGAACAAGAAGAGAAUCAUAAGGAAAACGUGAAGAACAAUGUUGUGGCGGCUAGGAAGAAGCUUUCGUUGGUUGAAAUGGAGAAAAAUGGGAACAGGAUAAUGGUGUUUGUGAGAGUAAGGCCAAUUGGGAAGAAGGAAAAGGAAACAGGUUCGAGGUGUUGUGUGAAGAUUGUGAAUCGUCGUGAUGUUUAUUUGACGGAAUUCGCCAGUCCGGAGGAUUAUUUGAGGUUGAAGAGGAUUCGCGGUGGUCAUUUCACGUUUGAUGCUUGCUUUCCUGAUUCAGCUACUCAGCAGGAAGUUUAUUCUAUCUCAACCUCAGAACUUGUGGAAGCAGUUCUACAAGGGAAGAAUGGGACAGUUUUCUGUUAUGGUGCCACUGGAGCUGGAAAAACUUACACAAUGCUUGGUACAAUGGAAAGCCCAGGAGUGAUGGUUUUGGCAAUUAAGGAUCUCUUCAGUAAAAUCAGGACGAGAAGUUGUGAUGGAACCCAUGUUGUUCAUCUGUCGUAUCUUGAGGUUUAUAAUGAAACUGUAAGAGAUUUGAUUUCACCUGGAAGACCUCUGGUUUUGAGAGAAGAUAAACAGGGGAUUGUGGCAGCAGGUCUUACACAAUACCAAGCUUACUCCACUGAUGAAGUAAUGGCAUUGCUUCAGCAAGGAAACCGUAACAGAACUACAGAACCAACUCGUGCAAAUGAAACAUCUUCACGUUCCCAUGCUGUUUUGCAGGUUGUGGUUGAAUACCGAGUUAGAGAUGCUGCAAUGAAUAUUGUUCACAGAGUGGGAAAGCUCUCAUUGAUUGAUCUUGCAGGGUCAGAGAGAGCUCUUGCCACAGAUCAAAGAACACUUAGAUCUCUUGAGGGUGCCAACAUUAACCGGUCACUUCUUGCAUUAAGCAGCUGCAUCAAUGCUCUUGUAGAGGGCAAGAAGCACAUUCCUUACCGAAAUUCAAAACUUACUCAGCUUCUCAAAGAUUCAUUAGGAGGAACCUGCAACACUGUCAUGAUUGCAAACAUAAGCCCGAGUAACCUUUCAUUUGGUGAAACUCAAAACACCCUUCAUUGGGCUGAUAGAGCCAAGGAGAUUCGAACAAAGGCAACUGAUGCAAAUGAGGAUCUAUUACCGAUAUCUGGGACAGAAAUAGACCAGGCCAAGCUGGUACUUGAGCUGCAAAAGGAGAAUCGUGAAUUGCGAAUGCAUCUAGCAUGCAAACAACAAAAACUCAUGAAACUCCAAGCACAGUCCUUGACAGCAUAUUCUUCCCCAACACCACCAUCAGCUUCAUCUUUUCUUUCCACUCCCCCAACUUCAGUUCAACCAAAUGAAAAACGAAGGGCUGGACGCUCUUUAUUAACUGCAGCUUAUCUUACUCCUGAGAACAUGAACAAGGGAGAGGCGAUAGCCAUCACUGUCAGAACACUUUAUCAAAAAGUGAAAUCUCUGGAGUCAAAGAUAGAGAGAAUGAAAAAGGAUCACAGUUUGCAGAUAAAGCAGAAAGAUGACGUUAUUCGUGAGCUUUCACAAAAAAGUGGGAGAAAAGUAGCGGCAGCAGGGGAAGUAGGGAAGAGAGUGGUAACCAGGUCUAGCAUUCGGCCAAAGAAUGUAAACACAGGUGAGUUAAAGAGUCCAAGUCAUCGUUUUCGAUCACCACUACCAAUGGCCAAGAAACGAAGCUUUUGGGACAUAACUGCUGCUAACAGCCCAUCAGUUGCUACAUUAAAUGGGAGAAAAACAAGAAGCCAUGUCAUUUCUGAACCUACUGCAAACCCAUCCAUGCUUCUUCAGCCAGGUUUUGCUCGUCAAAAGGGAAAUAUUUGGAAGUGAUCUAGGGAGUAGUAGAAGAAGUUCAAGGACAGAAUAGAACCCAUAUAUGACCGAAGAUCUGGUAUUUUUGUAAGAUCUUGAACUGGUUGUAGCACAUAUUAUGAAUGAGAUCAUUGUCGCUUCCAUUUUUAAGUGUCUGCUCGUGUAAAUGAGUUAUGCAAUGAUAGGUUCUUUAGGCGUAGUUAGCAGUAGGACCGGAGGGUUCUUUUACAUGCUUAUUCACAGAUUUGGAUUCCAAGCAGUCAAAAUCUCAUGCAUUCGGUACAUCAGUGGCAGUUCGAUGAAGUUGGAUGGAGCAGGAUUUUGAUUUUUAAUCUAAAAUGCCUGCAUGAGAUUUUUUUUGGUCUUAGAUGAAGUGGUAAUCCACUGAAAUUAAACUCAUAUAAUUUUGAGAUCCCGGAUCACGAAGUCCGGCCUAACAAUUUUGGCAUUUUUGCCAGUUGUGCUAGAACUUAUGGGACUGCAUGAGAUUUUUACUGCAUACAAUACAAUUCCUUUAUUCA